AUGGCUAAUUUUCAAUAUAAAGAAACCAAUUUUAUACAUGAUUAUAAUGAUAAUUUUACAAAAGUUGAACCCAUAAGCAUUGGAGAAUCUGAAUGCUAUUAUAAGGCAACAUUUAAAAAAUGUGACAUAACAACGAUCUUAAAACCCAUUAAUAUAAGUCAACAAUUUUCUCUAAAAGAACUCAUUAAAGAAAUUGAUCAAUAUCAAAAUAUUAAAGUUCAUGAUAAUGUUUUAAGAAUUUUUGGAUUAACUAAGCCGG
Messenger RNA from Dentiscutata heterogama, 259 nucleotides. The record is from the annotation of a GenBank genome assembly. NCBI's taxonomy places the organism in Eukaryota, Fungi, Glomeromycota, Glomeromycetes, Diversisporales, Gigasporaceae.